CUCGACUCGGCCAGUGAGACCUUACAGGCCUGAGAAGUACUGGACUGAGCUGGAUUUACCCCACUUUACAGUAAUCAGUCAUGAACUCGCUGUAUCUGUGCGGAGCGGGCGCUGGCGGGGGUCUGUACCCGUUUCCCCGCCUCAACUCGCUGUUUUACGACCCUCACCAGCAGAUGGCAGCACCGCACCGACCUCCAGCCGCAGCGCCCAUUCAGAGCCUCACCGUGGCCGAGCGACUGGCGGAGCUCAUCCUUGAGGCACGCUAUGGGAACCAGCAGAAACAGAGACGGAGCCGUACGGCCUUCACAGUGGCCCAGCUGCAGGCCCUGGAGAAGGCCUUCCAGCAAACCCAGUACCCGGACGUGGGCAUGAGAGAGAGACUGGCUGUCUGCAUCAACCUCCCAGAGGCUCGAAUCCAGGUGUGGUUCAAGAACAGGCGUGCCAAGUUUCGCAAAGGCCAGCGUUUUGCCCCUCUCCCAAAGGGACGAGGCCCCGAGGACCCCCACGACAGUAAACAGCCGAAAAAAGAGUCAGCGGAUGAAGAGAAAGGCUCCAGUUCUCAAACUCAGCUUUCAUCAUCCGGCAGGGACGUGAGCGCCAGUCCCACCAGAGCUUCCCCUGAGGACGCGGCUCAUUUCCAGCCCCCGUCCAGUCUGCAUUCCCCCACUGCUCUGCCACCGUUUAUAUUUGGAGAACGGCAGCAGCACCCAGUGCCUGGCGCUCUCGGCCUUCUGUCAUCGGCUCUACCUUUCCCUCCUGCGUUCUUACCCAUCAUACAGCCACACAGUAAUUCUGCAGAUAUCAUGCCAAUGGGCAAAUGCAGCGGCAUUGGGCUACAGAGUGCCUGUCACACUAAAUCCGUGGUUUAUCCACGCCUGGACUUGUAGCUGCACUACCCACCCAACCAACCCCCCAGAAAAAGAAAGAAAAUACGUGCCCUGCUGUGCCAGUUGUCAGCGGGGGGAUCAGAGCAGGGAACAGGUGUUCCUGCGGGCCACAUUAUUGCACUCAGAUGGACUAAAUACUGUGGGAGAAAGUUGGGAUUAGGGGCUGUAGUGUUUUUAACUGCUGUUAAAUGACCUCUUGAUGACACCCGCAACUGUGCAGUUGGUUCACUGUUGAAAGGAAAAUCCUCAAUUUUUGAAGAUUUCUGCGUAAACCGUAAUUCAAAUACAAACAAAAGAAAUGGGUUUGGUAUGUAUGAUGUGAAGUAUUGGUUCAGAAUACUCAUCAGGUAGCAGACCCUGAUAGCAAAAAUAACAAAAAAAAAAAAUCAAUAAUUUCCAGGUCGAAUGCCACAAAACAAGCUUUUGAAUCUACAGUAGUUUGAAUCUAGUCCCAGUUCUGGCCUGAAUGCCCCGGAUGCAGAGUAUAAUACGGGAACUGUACUGAGCCGUAUUCAACCCAAUACCUUUUACCUAUUGCUGCCAUACAUGAGCCGAGCAGUUGGCAUGAUCACAACUUCUAUAUUUGAUUUACUUUUCACACCAUAGAAAAGAGAGGAGAAUUACCAUUUGAGAAUCUGUCUGGAUUUGUCAAACACUAGAGGGCACUCCUAAGUGAGUCCAAUCCAAAUGGCUUUAUUUGGAGCAUUUGAGCAAAAGUACUAUAGACACUGUUUUUAAAGUGAGUUUUGGCUAUUUUGCUCCAAUUACCUCCAUUUAUUAACGAUUCACAUGGUCCCUUUAGUAAUUUGCAUUUUGCAUUUUUUAAUAACGUGGGAAAUAGACUGUAAAUAAACUGUAAACCGGCUCUUAUCUAAACCAACCAGUGAGCCUAAAUGUGUAAUGCACAUUUGUUGAUUCUGGCAAAACAUUAAAUAAAUUGAUUAAUCUGGGGACUAUUUUACCUCAGAAAACACUUCCACCAUAAAACUUUAUGUCUUUAAAAUAUAUUUUAGGUCAAAUUUGACCUAAGUCUUGAGACCAUUAUAAACCAAUGUUUUAUAAAGGUGUUAAACUCUUUUGGUGUCACCAUCAAUGUGAACAAUUCUGCUUCUCCACGUUAAAACGCUUCACACCAAAUCCACACUGAAUAACUUUGCUUACAUAUCAUGGCUUUAUUUAUGCAGUCAUUUUGAAAUUUUAGUGGACUCGCCCUUUAACAGGUCAGAGAGGUCAAUCUCAUUAGAAAGCACUGCAGAUAAACAUGUGGCGCUGCCCUUUUGCUGUUUUUGAGCACUUUUUACUACACACACUUCAUACACACACACACACUUUACACACACCUCAUACAGCCUUACGUAUCAGACUGGGACACACUGUCCAGAAGAACUCAUUUAAAGUGAAUUAGAUGAGCCAGUUGAUUUUGAAUCAGUAUAGCUAACAAACAGGAUCAUAAUGUUGUAUAUUACUGCUCUGGUGCUGACACAUUUAACUGAUGCAUCUCGCCUGUUUAACACCAUGUAACAUAUUGGUAUUUUGAGUUUGUUCAUGCCAUAAAAGUGUACCAUGAUAUGACUGUAAACAUUAAAAAUGAUUUCUAUGAUAUGUACAAUUUGCAUAAUUGUAUAA
Astyanax mexicanus (Mexican tetra) is the source of this 2513-nucleotide messenger RNA. RefSeq names its product homeobox domain-containing protein (gene dmbx2). The transcript is spliced from 4 exons. The record is from RefSeq and is a predicted model, not a curated record. Gene Ontology annotation, molecular function: DNA-binding transcription factor activity, RNA polymerase II-specific; RNA polymerase II transcription regulatory region sequence-specific DNA binding. Lineage: Eukaryota; Metazoa; Chordata; Actinopteri; Characiformes; Acestrorhamphidae. Bases 81 to 887 code for a protein of 268 amino acids. Gene Ontology annotation, biological process: regulation of transcription by RNA polymerase II.